AUGAAGAGCCUUAACCUAUUAAUUGUUUUGGCCACCGUGGCUUUCCGCUUUGUUACCGCACUUCCGAGAGAUAAUUACAUCAAAUGGUCAUUCUCCAAAAAAAACUUUUUGAUAAAAAGACAAACUUGUCCAACUGAAUAUUCUUUAUGUCCAGAUGGCGUCAUGUGCUGUCUACCAGACCAGGUUUGCUGUGGAAAUCGUAUGAAUGGUCAAUGCUGUCCAGCGGGCACCGUUUGUCAAGGUCAAAUCGACUGGUGUGGUACUUCUUCUUCAUCCACCUCAAUUCCAACGUCUGAUUCAUAUUCUUCAAUUUCAAUCGAUUCUUCAAGUCCAACAGAUUCUGAAUAUCCAACAGAUUCUUCAUAUCCAACAGAUUCUGAAUAUCCAACAGAUUCUUCAUAUCCAACAGAUUCUUCAUAUCCAACAGAUUCUGAAUAUCCAACAGAUUCUUCAUAUCCAACAGAUUCUUCAAGUCCAACAGAUUCUUCAAAUCCAACAGAUUCUUCAAAUCCAACAUAUUCUUCAAAUCCAACAUCUACUUCAAAAAAUUCAAAUUCUGCUUCAAAUCGAAAUGCACCUUAUACUCCAACCAAAAACCCAAAUUCACAAUCUUCAAAUCGGAAUAUACAUGCUUCAAAUCAAAAUCCAAUGGCUACAAGUUCAAAUCGAAGUGAUACUAUUGUCAAUCAAACCGGACUUUCACUGGGUGUAAUUGCUGGUAUUGCGAUAGCAUGUGUAAUUUUUAGUUCUAUUAUUACAUUUUUGUUAAUGAAGAUACAAAGUUACAAAAAGCUUAUUAAAGAAGGUAAAGGAGAAGCAUAUGAAGAAGGAGCACAUGAGGACGAUAUACUUGGAUCCGAGCAGAAAGAAGUUUUAAAAGGUUAUGGAAGAUACUGGGAUUUUGAGGGACAAAAAGCUCAACAUAAACGGGAACGAGCAAAACCUGGUUCUCAAAAAAAUGCCACCAGUCAACUUAAAACGAAUGAAGCAGCGAGGACCACAAUAUGUCAAGUAUGUCGUAAUUCUUUUUUGUGUACCGUUAGACAAAAAGCAUUAACGGAACAUGCAGAAAAUAAACACCAAAAAAAACUUGAAGAUUGUUUCCCAGGAUUUGUCGAAAUGCCAAAGAAAUAG
This is a messenger RNA of Diversispora eburnea, 1134 nucleotides long. NCBI's taxonomy places the organism in Eukaryota, Fungi, Glomeromycota, Glomeromycetes, Diversisporales, Diversisporaceae. The record is from the annotation of a GenBank genome assembly.